Messenger RNA from Syngnathoides biaculeatus (alligator pipefish), 982 nucleotides. RefSeq names its product aquaporin 9b (gene aqp9b). Lineage: Eukaryota; Metazoa; Chordata; Actinopteri; Syngnathiformes; Syngnathidae. The record is from RefSeq and is a predicted model, not a curated record. Bases 1 to 867 code for a protein of 288 amino acids. The transcript is spliced from 6 exons. Gene Ontology annotation, molecular function: glycerol channel activity; water channel activity; urea transmembrane transporter activity. Gene Ontology annotation, biological process: water transport; glycerol transmembrane transport. Gene Ontology annotation, cellular component: plasma membrane; basolateral plasma membrane.
AUGGAGAGUGAGUCCCGAAGGAAGUGCCGGGCGAGGUUUGCCCUGAGGAGGGCCGUCUUCAAGGAGUUCCUGGCGGAGUUUCUGGGGAUCUUUGUCCUGAUCAUCUUUGGAUGUGGUUCAGUGGCCCAGGCCGUCCUGAGCAAGGGGGCGCUGGGGGAGCCCCUGUCCAUCCACCUCGGCUUCACCCUGGGACUUAUGAUGGCCGCCUACAUUGCAGGAGGGGUUUCAGGAGCCCACGUGAACCCCGCCGUCAGCCUGGCCAUGGUGAUGCUGGGCAAGCUCUCCUGGAAGAAGUUUCCCGUGUAUGUGGCCGCGCAGUUUUUGGGGGCUUUUGCCGGUGCCUGCUGCGUUUAUUUGUUGAACUACGAUGCUUUAAUGGAAUAUAGCAACGGAGAAUUCAUCGUUACUGGAGAGAAUGCCACAGCUGGCAUAUUUGCAUCAUAUCCUGCAAAACAUCUUUCCACGCUCAAUGGUUUCGUCGACCAGGUGGCGGGGAGCGCCGCGUUGGUCCUGUGCAUCCUGGCCAUAACCGACUCGAGGAACAUCGGCGCUCCCAAAGGCGUGGAGCCCCUGUGCAUCGGCCUGGUCAUCCUGGCCAUCGCCGUGUCCAUGGGCUUGAACUGCGGCUAUCCCAUCAACCCUGCGCGAGACCUCGCCCCGCGGCUCUUCACCGCCGUGGCGGGGUGGGGGGGGGACGUGUUCAGGGCCGGAGGUUGCUGGUGGUGGGUCCCCGUGUUUGGACCCAUGGUGGGCGGCGUAGCGGGAGCUGCGAUUUAUUUCCUUUUCAUCGAGCUGCACCACGCCGAGCCCAAACAGCAGGAAGAAACCAAUGGCCAGCAAAAGUAUGAAAUCAUAACUUUGACUUAGAAGCAGAGAGUGUGCGGAAAUGAAAUGAACAACAGAAGAAGUACUUGGUUUCCUCCCAGCCAGUCAAGAGAGAAAGGUCAUAAUAAUGAAGAAAACUGCAUUUUUGAAAAAAUGG